UGGCUGUGAGCGGGGCCGGUGAGCAAAAUGCGUGUUCGUUUCCCGUUCGGGAUGUGAAAGGGAAAGCCGCUGGUUCUGGCUGCCUCACGCAGCUUGUGUGAUACCCCCCAUCUCUGUCAAUUCUGUCCGUAGACGACGGACUGGUCCGAGCCCUGGCUGGUGGGGCUGGCGGUUUUCCACGUCCUCUGCUUCCUGCUCACUUGCUUCUCUCUCCAGCACUAUCGGGUGCAAGUAGGGCACUUUCUUUGCAUGGUGGGGCUAGUGUACUGUGCUGAAUAUAUAAAUGAAUUAGCAGCCAUGAAUUGGAGGCUGUUUUCUAAAUACCAGUACUUUGAUUCAAGAGGAAUGUUUAUUUCUCUAGUCUUUUCAGCACCACUGCUGGUGAAUACUAUCAUAAUUGUGAUCACCUGGGUUUACAAAACUUUGAAUGUAAUGACUGAACUGAAGACACUACAGCAGAGAAUUAAAGCAGAGAAAGAGAAGUGACAGUGUUUUUUGUAUUGUUGUUAUCAUUUGUACUAAUACUGUUUCAUGUAAUCAGUUCUUCUUCUAUGUUUAUCCAAGAACAGUAAUGCUUUUUGUGUCUGUUGUUAACAGGGCUUUGCACCCUUUGGCCAUGGGCAAAUGAGGGGAAGGCAGAGGUUCACAGUACGUCUGAACUUGGCUGUGAAAUCGAGAAAGGCUGGUCUUAACA
Molecule: messenger RNA, 694 nt
Organism: Struthio camelus australis
Lineage: Eukaryota; Metazoa; Chordata; Aves; Struthioniformes; Struthionidae
Source: RefSeq, a predicted model, not a curated record